This is a messenger RNA of Paralichthys olivaceus (Japanese flounder), 4891 nucleotides long. The record is from RefSeq and is a predicted model, not a curated record. NCBI's taxonomy places the organism in Eukaryota, Metazoa, Chordata, Actinopteri, Pleuronectiformes, Paralichthyidae.
GAGGACCAGCAUCCCACCACCACCCCUCCCCUCCCGUCUCUCUCCUCCUCCGCCUCACCGGGCUGCUGCUGUCUCUGUCCGCCGGCGCUGCAACCAUCCUCAUCACUGACAUGGAGACUCCAGGCUGCUGUCGCGCUUCCAUCUAGACGGGAAGUCUCAACUCGCAGAAUCAAGACGGGGGGCACAAUGAGUGAAGAGCCACCGGUCACCCCCAGCUGGCUGACCCCUGACCCCACAGCAUGGGCCAGUGGAGGCGGGGGCCCAAUGGAUAACAGCACUAUCCUGGGGACAUUUCCACCGGACGACUCCCUUUCGCCCAGCCAGCUGCCCCUGCUGGUCAACCCCUGGGACAUCGUGCUGUGCACGUCGGGGACCCUCAUAGCCUGUGAGAAUGCCCUGGUGGUGCUGGUGAUCUGGCAGAACCCAGCACUCAGAGCCCCCAUGUUCCUGCUGAUCGGCAGCUUGGCGCUAGCCGACCUUCUGGCCGGCUUGGGCCUGGUGCUCCACUUCACCUGUGCCUACCUACUUCGCUCUGACUCUGCCCAACUAUUGACCGUAGGCCUGGUGGUGGCCUCCUUCUCGGCCUCCGUCUUCAGCCUGCUGGCUAUCACGAUAGACCGCUACCUGUCGCUGUACUAUGCCCUCACCUACAACUCGGAGCGGACGGCGGCCUUCACCUACACCAUGCUGGUGCUGCUGUGGGGCCUCUCCCUGUGUCUGGGCCUGCUGCCGGUCACAGGGGUCAACUGCCUGGCGGAGGAGGCUACGUGCAGCGUGGUGCGGCCGCUGACGAAGAACAACAUCGCCGUACUCUCUGUCUCCUUCCUGCUGCUUUUCGGCCUCAUGCUGCAACUGUACGUCCAGAUCUGCAAGAUUGUGAUGCGCCACGCUCAUCAGAUCGCCCUGCAGCACCACUUCCUGGCCGCCACACCCCACUACGUCACAACACGGAAGGGCGUGUCAACGCUGGCCAUCAUCCUGGGCACGUUCGCCGCCUGCUGGAUGCCGUUCACUGUCUACUCCCUCAUUGCUGAUUACACCUACCCUCCGCUCUACACCUAUGCAACGCUGGUGCCUGCCACCUACAACUCCGUCAUCAAUCCGGUCAUCUACGCCUUCAGGAACCAGGAGAUCCAGAAGGCACUGUGGCUGGUGUGCUGUGGCUGUGUGCCCGCCAGUGUGGCCCAGCGUGCAAGGACCCCCAGUGACGUCUGACAAAGCAGACCCAGGUGGGAAGAGAGAGGCGCCCUGGGUCAGCUCUGCUCCUCACUGGGUCUGUCCAGUGUCACAGAGAGCAGUGUCAGAGGAGGAGGCCCAGGGAUGUGGCCCCAGCUCCUGCUGGAGGUGUCUCUGGCUGAGGCAGGUUGCCCACUGACCCACAGCCCGCCUGGAUAGAGGGUUUGGAUGGAGUUUCUCUUUCCUUUCUUACAAUCACCAUAGGGCAACGUAUCUCACUGUCUUCCCCCUGUAGAGACAGCCACUGCGCGGCCUGCAUCCCUCCCCCUCCCGUCCAGCCCGUGCCACGCCCUUCCUCUGUUCUGCAGAGAUGAGUGCAUCACAUGUUCCAUCCAUAGGAUGUGCAUACAGUUAACAGCACCAAACCUCUGGCUGACACGUGCUUGUUUUUUUUCUCCUCCAAAUGGGGGCAGGGAGGGGCGGGUUUAUUAUUAGUUUGCGCCCCUGUGCGUGCGUAAAGGCGCACGGGAGAUGAACAAAGCCGUGAGAGGGAGGGAGAGUAGAGAACACGCAGGCAUCUCCACAGUCAAGUCCGUCUGUCUGGAGCAGCAUCCCGGCUCUCUGCUGCUGCUGCUGCACUCUGGACGUGCGUCGAAAGCCAAACAGCGGCGGAGAGCUAAAAAUAGACCCGGCUCUCUCUGUGAUCCGCGCCCUGCGUCCUCCACCGACGCCGGGAAAGAAAUCAACCCGCCUCUCCUCCUUUUUCUCGCCUCUCCUCCUUUUUCUCGCCUCUCCCAGUUUUCUCUCUCUGGAUUGUACGCGUUUGUAUGUUUUUUAGCUGCAGCGCACGCGUCUGGGAAGAUCAAGACAAAGCCCCAGGAGACCCCCACAACCAUUUACCCCCACUCCUCCGUGUUUUAUUAGUAUAGAGGCCUGUUGGAUUAUGUAACCACCUUAUAUCCCUCCUCUUUCACCUUCUGAAUUAAAAUUAUUUCUUAUAUUUAAAUGGUUUUUGCUAUAAAUCCAUUGAAAUAGAGUGAUAUUGACCUGAAAGCAUUUUUUAAAAUGAUAACACAAAUGUCAAAAAGAAUGCCCCUAAAGAAGACAACAUCAACAUGACUGUGAUAAAAUCAAAAUCUCACGUGGCAUAAAUCUGAAUUCAAUUAAAUGUAUUUGGUGUCGUCCUCAUGAUAUCUGACCAUGAUGCAACACCUCAGUCUACUUUGCAUGCAACACGGAUUUCCCCCCUUUUCCUGCUGACUUCAGUGCAGAAGGUCACACAAGCCACUGGAGGCCAUGUGUCACCAUGACCCCAAUAAUCAAGUUACAAUGGUGACACAGACAGAUUUGCACUGUUUGCAAAACCCAGAAUUCUUGAUGUUUUUUGCUGCACCCAGCCGAUUUGUUUUUGAGGCGGUCUCGCAGCUCUUGCUUCUGUGAUCCUGCCUGAAAUGAUCUGUAAUUUGAAAGAAGCCCAAAUCACCACCUCUCACUCUCCACCAGCUGCUCUGAGUUAGUUUCCAUUUUAUACGUGCGAGCCCCCCCUUCCAAAAAACCCCACGACCCAUGUCAGCAAUAACUCGCCCAUCGUGAAUAGUUGUUACUUUUUGAUGCGAAGCAAUACUCAGACAGCAAUAACAUCCACGUUGAUCCACCAUGACUUCUUUACACCACGAAGGCCGCUCGGGUGGGGAGGACCAGGCUCCAGUGGUUCUCUGGCAAUACAUCUUCAAACGGGGGGGGGGACGAGAUCCAACAACUGCCUCAUUCCUCCACAGAGCUUCCCCCCCCCAAAAUCAGGCUUUGAUCAUUUGUCACACUGGGAUGGAUUUUAUUUUGUGGUUGUUCGUUACCUCUGCCUCUUGUGAGCAUAUGAGCCGUCCAGAGGGUCACAACCUAAAGCCUCAGUGUGUGGCCUGGGACUGUGUUGUCGUGCAUAUGGUAUGAGCUGCAUGGCCUCUGUGUGUGUGUGUGAGAUCCAGCAGCUUAGCAGACUAUGAUCUGUCUCCUUGGGUCUUGUGUUUGUUGGGUAUGUGUGGCGGUGGUGGUGGUGGUGGGAUGUCUGAAAAAAUACAAAUUCCCAUUAACCUCCCUCUCCCUGACCUCGGGGGAUAACGCUGCCAGUCUUCCUGUCCAUUCUGAGAGAAGUGGCCUCGUUUGCGUGUGUGUAGAGCUCCUUUCUUUCUUUUCUGGGACAGAGAUGGGACUUGGGACUUGGAUGUGGACGUUCCAGCUCUUCAAGCCAAAGUGAAAAAGAGACUGGGACCCGAGUCCUCCUGGGUGUUUUCUCCCUUCCUCUGUUUCACCGAUAUCUCACCCUACUUUUAAAAAUCAAUCCUGUCUGGUGGAGGCAGGUGUCCGUUAAGUGACCUCUGAAUGAUUCUAUGAGCUAAAAAGGGCCACUUCCAAAUACACAGAUGAUGCUGCCUCUUUGCAUCCUUGCGUCCCCUCUCACUGAUCUAAGGAGCUCCCAGUCUUUGUCUUCUGACCUUGGAUGAGGUGUUAGGGGGGAGUGAGCAAGGACGUCUAAAGAGCAGCAUUUCUGAGCAUUGGAACGUAGCCCGUGUCUGUGAACUUGUGCACAGUGUCAGACUGAACCGACAGGUCAGGCUGACACAUCACAAACCAUCACAAACUCUUUAUUCCUUUUACCUUUGGAGAGAAAAAAAAGUCUAUUUUGUUAUAUUCAUUCAGAAGUUCUAUUUUUUUCCCACUUAAGUCGGGCCUGUGUUCUUUCAGAUUCUGAUGAUGUUGUACGAUACUAACGGCGCUGUAAAGCCUUUUUUCUGAAUGUAGUUAUAAUCCAACUGAUACUGACACCCCCCCCCCCCUUGACUAAUUUGUUUCUGUAAAUAACGCAUGCAUAAGAAGGAUGGGGGGGGGCUUUAUGACUUUAUACCACCGUGCAUGGUGCUACCAAAGCCACUCAAACUAGGGGGAUGAGUUUGGUCGCACCAUUUUUAAAAAAUAGUUUUGACUGACGUUUCUCCACAUCAGCUGUCAAUGUGGAAUACAUUCUGUUCAGUUUCACUUUUCCAGCUUCAGUUUGCACCAGUUAAAGGACGAUUGAGCAGAUUUGGCGACACACACAAGGGAAGAGAAAAGAAAUGGUCCACGACUUUCUCUGAUUGGUGAAUGUUUUUUCCUUCUGGUGCAGCCAAACUGUAUUUUUUUUUUAACGGGUGUGAACAAGGGCUUUGUAUCCACGAGUGGUGAAGGACUGUGAUGUUGGAUGUAAUCCUUCUUUGUACACACACACACCUGCUUAUCUACUGAAUGGUUUCACAGUGUCACCGUGCACAGACAUGUACGACGCAGCCGAGGAUUUGUGUAGCCAGCGAUGGGCUGUUCCACUGAGGGGGGAGGUGUCUCUGAUGGUGACUAAUCUAGAGCUAAAUAUCAAAACACUCAAGGGCCUGUGUGUGUGCGUGUGUGUAUGUGUGUGUGCUUGCGUGUGCGUGUGUGUGUUUUUUGGGGUGGGGGGGGUUGGAGCUACAGGGGGACACCACAGUAACAGCAUCUUGUGUAGACGUAUGCAUAGUUUUCAAUGUGAAAUGCACUUUAUUUUUUGGAUAAAAAUGGCACAACAAAUUAUUAAGUAUCUGCAAAACGAAACGUAUUAAUGAUGAUAAUCAACAUGCACUAACUUAAUGGAGAUAUUGUACAAACGUGUGUGUGAACGUGGUGUCUAUUUUUCCAAGGUGUUAGUUGUACU